CAUUUGAAAGGCUCUGCAGCAGAUAGGAACUGCUUCCCUCCCUCUUCUUGGCACACUUGCAGUCAAAGCUGAAUUCUGCUCUUCUGACAUCUCCUUCCAGCCUUCGAUUUCAACUCAUCGUCUUUAGCUGCCUUGGUCAUGGCUUGGCUGUUCUUGAUCCUUGCCUUUUUCACUGGACCUGGCCUUCUAGGUGCCUCUGCCAGCUUUAAUAGUACAUUUGUACUAGAAAUGCAUCACCUUCUAUGCAGCACAUGGCUUCGCAUGGCUUCUAUGCAGCAGAGUGCAGACUGGGUUUCUGACACCACUGGCCACCUCCCCGAGGAGUCUUUGGGCACUGCGCAAACUAUUCACAGAGAAUCUUCAUCCCACGUACGCCUGGUGGGAGGUCCACAUCGCUGUGAAGGGCGAGUGGAAGUGCAACGGAAUGGCGAAUGGGGCACCGUAUGUGAUGACGGCUGGGACAUGAACGACGUGGCUGUGGUGUGUCGGGAGCUGGGCUGUGGAGCAGCCAUAUGGACACCCAGUGGUGUUAUAUAUAAGCCAUUGGCAGAUGAAGACCAAAAAGUCCUUAUCCAAGACGUCAACUGCACUGGGGUGGAAGAAAAUCUAAUUCAAUGUGAACAAGAUGAAGACGUUUUUAGUUGCUCCCACAAUGAGGAUGCAGGAGCGAAGUGUGAAUAACAUAAUCCUGACCUUCUUGGUGCUUGACCUGCAGGUCCAGAGUGACCUUUACUUUCUCAUGGGGCCCUGACUGGCCCAGCAUGAGCACUGGGCCUGCAGGCUUUACCUGCUGCUCCCUCAGCCCCUCAACAGGAGUCUGAACACUCUGCCACACCUGGCUCUCAGAGCCAAGUAGCCCCAUCGCUGCCUGGAGAUGUGAGUUGUUGAAGUGUUUCUUGCUGGAGAAGAUGCACUCCCAGUCACCCUCUCCUCACUGCUGACCCUUUGACAUUGGUUCUCUCCUCUCCUGCUUCUUCUCAGCCAGCCUGGGAUCCCCAAGCCUGUUCCUUUAACCAUGACAGUCCAUUUCUAAGACAAGAUCUAUGUCUGUAAAGAACGUGAAAGGAAUGCGACAAGAAAAGGAAUAUUGGAAAGGAAAUGUGGGUAAACAAUUAUCUAUGGAAGUGGCAGGAAAGCUUAGAGUCUUUUUGAACUCUUUUUCUCAAGCUUCAGGUGUUCAUCACCAUAACACCUCACUAUUCUCUUAUUCGUUGAUGACAGUAGACCAUUUUUCAAGAGCAGAGCAGGAUUUGUGAUCCUAGAGAUUUUCAUGACACUUGAGAAGAGAUUUCACAUCCCCUGAAUGCCCAUAGUAAAACAUUUUUGUUGACCAUCUGCAUACAACUUGCUAAUGUGCUGUGCAUUUAACAAGAAGAAUCUCACAAAUGAAUUAUCUUAGGAAAAAUAUAUUGGCAUAGAGCUGCCACUGGGAGAAGGGAAAGGAAGGGAUGCAAAAAGAGUUUGGGGAGGUCCAGAGUUGUGUCUCAUGCAAAUCAGAUGAUAUCAUUUUAUUUUUAUCAACUCAGACUUUGAAGUCUGCAAGUCUGAGGCAAGACAGAGCAGCACUGAGCUGAGUAUCAUGACUUAAUCCUAAAAAUGGACAACUUUAGACUCAGACUAACUUGAGUGGCUGCAACAAGCCUACAUUUAUGCUUUCUAAUAAAGUACAUCUUGAAGUCUCAA
Molecule: messenger RNA, 1683 nt
Organism: Camelus dromedarius (Arabian camel)
Lineage: Eukaryota; Metazoa; Chordata; Mammalia; Artiodactyla; Camelidae
Product: CD5 antigen-like
Exons: 5
Coding region: 139-681 (180 amino acids)
Biological process (GO): zymogen activation
Cellular component (GO): plasma membrane
Molecular function (GO): serine-type endopeptidase activity
Source: RefSeq, a predicted model, not a curated record